This is a messenger RNA of Teleopsis dalmanni, 933 nucleotides long. RefSeq lists its product as uncharacterized. The record is from RefSeq and is a predicted model, not a curated record. Lineage: Eukaryota; Metazoa; Arthropoda; Insecta; Diptera; Diopsidae. The transcript is spliced from 4 exons. The coding region runs from base 53 to 850 and encodes 265 amino acids.
UUGCGAUUGCAUAUAAACUUUCUUGAAAAGAAAUAUAUUGGAAUAAUUCGUAAUGGACCAAGGCGUGAACGACUGGGCGGAACGCCUCUUUUGCUCUUCUGAUUCCGCUGACAUUGGUCAAACGGACCCUAUGACGGAAUCAUGUACUAUAGAAAAUGAGUUUAUUAAAAACUUGUGGGAAUUGGCAAAUUCUGAGCAUGAUUGCGUAAAGUGGACUGAUUCCGGAGAUUCUAUUAUCAUUGAUCUUUUAUCGCUUGACCAAUACUUAUAUGCAAAAAAUAAUGAUAUUAAAAACUCUGCUCAAUUAUUAAAGCGAUUAUGUCUUUCUGAUUUCAUCAUUCAAGAGAACUUGAAUAAUGAAACUGAAGUAACUGUUAAACAUGGAUACUUCAAAAAGGAUGGACUUCAACUCAACUUAAUCGAAUUCUUUGACAUUGAGUUAUGUAACAAUACAUCGCUUGAGUAUACGGAUCUAAGUCAACAAUGUAAAUUAGAAUCUAAGGUUCCUUUAAAGCAGGAAAAGGUUAGUGUAGAUAUCAAAGCAAAUGAUUAUGUUGGAAUGGAUUUUGGUGCCCCAAAAGCAGAGUUUAGAUUUUUUAGUGGCAAAUAUAAAUUGAACACAAAUAAAACCAUUGAUCUAUUAAUUACUGGACCACAAGGAAAUCAACAAGACGUGUGUGAGCUUCAGAAAGCAGUACAUGCUGUUAUGAAAUCCGCUACUGGUAAUAAUUGUCCAACUCAAGAUCAUAUUGUAGAAACUAAAGAUACAGUCGAACCUAAACUUGUUGCCUUUGAAGAAAAUUUUGGAAAUCCAUCUGAUUAUACUCCAAAUGACAAGAAUUUAAUUUAAGCAUUUACUUGUAGCUUUCAUUUCAGUCAUAAUUAUUAAAUUAUACUAAGUUUGUAAAUAAAUAUUCAGCUGAUUUCAGUUAA